AUGACAAACAUGCCAGGCAAAAUCACAUUCACUCGGUGUUACCUUGUGGAGGACACAGCGCCGUCAUCCGCUACGCCUACGGUAUCCUAUCAGAUAAAGGAUAAAACCGCUGCAGGUGAAGCGAUUUGUGCGGUGUGUGGAGAUGGACAUGCGAAACUUCACUAUGGGGUGCUCGCAUGUUACGGUUGUAAGGGAUUCUUUCGGCGAACAUUAACCGGAAAAUAUCGUUACGCGUGCAGAUUCGGCAACAAUUGUGUUGUUGACAAAUUUCAACGAAACAGUUGUCGUUAUUGUCGUUUCAACCGAUGUAUCGAAGUGGGCAUGGAUCCAAAAGCUGUGCGCCCUGAUCGAGAUUUAACUGGGAAGCAAAAAGUGCCGAGGAUAAGGAAGAAGCCUAUUGACGAGGAACUCCUGAGUCAUGUGUUGCGGUUACACGGAGAUGAUUGGUCCAGGAAAUUGAAUAACGAUACUCGGAUAUUGUUACUGCAGCUUAUGAACAUCGAGGCUAAGGUUGUAAAGGGAGAUAACAAUAUGAGCAGCAACAUGCAACCGCCAAGAGAUCCGAGAAAUAUUUCGCUGAAAGAGAUGUUCGAGCAAAAACCUUCGAUGGAUGGACGAAGAACUGAGAUGCGAUACGAACCGUUCCGCAUGGCCCGUACGGAAGAGUUAUCGGAAAUCGCUCAUCGUAGAGCAAUCGCAGCAGUGGACUGGGUGGAUAGUCUCACUGAGAUCGCGGAACUGCCGGAUACAGAGGACAAGGUGGCGCUUGUGAAGUCCUGUUACUCUCCGCUGACCAUCUUCAACUUCUCAGCUCGAACAGCUCAAAACACUCCUAACCCGGAUAUUUUAUGCUUGUGCAGUCAUUCCUACGUUCCGAGGCGCCUGCCUCCUGAAUUCAAUGAAACGAAUCAUCUUUCGAAUGUGCUCAUCGAUCGGACAUUGAAUGAACUCGUGGCUCCGUUACGGAAACUCAACCUCAAGGAGGAGGAGAUCGUUCCAUUGAAAGCGAUAAUUAUAUUGAAUCCUAAUGCCAAAGGGCUCUCGGAUCGUGCUAAAAUCGCCAUCGGUGAUUUGCGUGAUAAAGUUCAAGAUAUGUUAUUUCAAAUAGUCAAAGAACUGCAUCCGAUCUACACAGCCAGUAGUCGUUUCGGGAAUUUACUACUUUUGCUGCCAACAAUUACGACCCUUUCGGGGCUGAUGAGCGAGAACAUGCAAUUCUGCCAGGCGUUUGGGGGUCGACAAAGUGGUGAUCCGUUGUUGUCGGAGAUGUUUGGUGAUUUCAAAUCGAAAUUCGAUGAUUCCACCAUUUCAUCGUCUUCGAUAAGUCCACCGCUUUAUGAGAACCCGGCUGAAAUUUCGUUGGAGGAUUCCAUAUUCAAGUGCAAACAAAAAAUAUCCAUCCAAAAUAAAGGACAGAAACAGCACAGUAGUGGAGAGGUCACCACUAUGUGCAUGUGGUUAAUGGUUCGAUCCUAA
Necator americanus (New World hookworm) is the source of this 1476-nucleotide messenger RNA. RefSeq lists its product as uncharacterized. Gene Ontology annotation, molecular function: zinc ion binding; DNA-binding transcription factor activity; RNA polymerase II cis-regulatory region sequence-specific DNA binding. The transcript has 13 exons. The record is from RefSeq and is a predicted model, not a curated record. Bases 1 to 1476 code for a protein of 491 amino acids. Lineage: Eukaryota; Metazoa; Nematoda; Chromadorea; Rhabditida; Ancylostomatidae. Gene Ontology annotation, biological process: regulation of DNA-templated transcription.